Molecule: messenger RNA, 2923 nt
Organism: Xenopus tropicalis (tropical clawed frog)
Lineage: Eukaryota; Metazoa; Chordata; Amphibia; Anura; Pipidae
Gene: gfm2
Product: G elongation factor, mitochondrial 2
Exons: 21
Coding region: 215-2548 (777 amino acids)
Biological process (GO): mitochondrial translation; ribosome disassembly
Cellular component (GO): mitochondrial matrix; mitochondrion
Molecular function (GO): GTPase activity; GTP binding
Source: RefSeq, a predicted model, not a curated record
GAUUCUGGGAAGUAGGUCAAGUACUCGAGUAACAGUGACGUCCCUCUGCGUAAUGUCUCCCUGACGUUUAUCAGGAAAUAGAGCGAAAGGUCACAUGUUUAGAAUGUGUCAUUUCCAAUGGGGACAGGGGGAAUCCUGGCUAGGGUUGAAAGGUGAAGUUACCUGCUAUCGAACUUAAUGUUUAUGCUGCGUGAAAAUAAAAUUGGGAGCAAACAUGUUAAAAGUACUAAACCUAUUACCUGGGAAGCUUUCCACCAUAAGCUGCCUACAUACAGAGUGCCUGCAGUGCUGUAGAAGAAGAGCUUUUCAGAAUAGAAAAAUAAAAUAUUAUAUUCACCAUCACCGACAGUUUAACUUAUCAGCAGGAGAUGUCAAAUCACUGCGGACCAUCAUAAACCCUCCAGUAUCCAAGAUCAGAAAUAUUGGUAUCAUGGCACAUAUCGAUGCAGGCAAGACAACUACCACUGAAAGAAUGCUUUACUACUCUGGAUAUAUCAGGGCACUGGGAGAUGUUGAUGAUGGGGAUACAGUGACUGAUUAUAUGGCGCAAGAAAGGGAGCGGGGAAUCACCAUUCAGUCAGCUGCUGUUACAUUUGACUGGAACGGUCACAGGAUAAACCUGAUUGACACGCCAGGGCAUGUGGAUUUCACUGUUGAGGUAGAACGAUCCCUGAGGGUGCUUGAUGGGGCAGUUGCUGUAUUUGAUGCUUCAGCUGGAGUGGAGGCUCAGACACUGACAGUGUGGAGACAAGCGGACAGACACACCAUCCCACGCCUGUGUUUCAUAAACAAGAUGGACAAAACUGGAGCCAGUUUUAAUUAUGCAGUGGAAAGCAUCAAGGAAAAGUUAAAAGUAAAGCCGUUGGUGUUACAGUUACCAGUGGGCGAGGGCAAAUCAUUCAAAGGACUGGUGGACCUGGUCAGCAUGGAAACAAUUCUGUGGAAUCCGAGAGCCCAGGAGGAUGAUGGGAGACACUUUGAGAAGAAGGCUGUAAAGGAAAUAAGUGAUGUAGAAAUACUGGACAUUGCCACUGAUGGAAGGAAUGCUUUAAUAGAACAAGUUGCAGAUCUGGAUGAUGAAUUUGCUGCCUUGAUUCUAGGUGAAUACAGUGACCAUUUUGAUUUAGUGCCGCUUGAAAAGUUACAGAUGGCAAUACGGCGCAUCACUCUAGCACAGUUGGCGGUCCCCAUCCUGUGUGGAAGUGCUUUAAAGAAUAAAGGUGUUCAGCCUCUGCUGGAUGCAAUUACAUUAUACUUGCCUUCUCCAGAAGAUUUUUCUCAUGAUUUUGUAAAGUGGUAUCAAGGGGACUUGUGUGCAUUGGCAUUUAAAGUUAUGCAUGACAAGCAGCGGGGGCCCAUGGUGUUUGUGCGGAUAUAUUCGGGAAACAUGAAACCACAAUCUGCACUAUAUAAUGUGAACCAAAACUGCACAGAGAGGAUGAGCCGUUUGCUGCUGCCAUUUGCUGACCAACAUGUUGAAAUUCCUUCACUGUCAUCAGGCAACAUUGCUCUAACUGUUGGCCUGAAGCAGGCAGCUACAGGGGAUACCAUUGUCUCCUCUAAGGCGGCGGCAGCGGCUGCUGCACGCAGAGCAGGCCGGGAGGGGGACAAGAAGCACAGAGAUGGGAAGACAGAGGGAAGCCUUGUUCUGGCUGGUGUGGAGAUACCAGAACCUGUCUUUUUUUGUACCAUUGAGCCUCCCUCUGCAGCCAGACAGCCAGAUUUGGAAAAUGCUUUAAGGUGUCUCCAGCGGGAAGAUCCAAGCCUGAAAGUAAAGGUGGAUGCUGACUCUGGCCAGAUGAUCCUGUGUGGGAUGGGCGAGUUGCACAUCGAGAUUAUCCAUGAGCGCAUCAGGCAGGAGUAUGGACUAGAGACCUAUCUUGGACCAUUACAGAUUGCAUACAGGGAAACCAUCCUGAGUGCUUCUAGUGCUUCAGAUACCCUGGACAGAACAGUGGGGGAUAUGCGGCACUUGGUUACAGUAGAACUGGAAGUGAAACCCUGUGCCACUGACGGCCAUGGACCAAACCCAGUUAUUGAAUAUGCUAAGGAGAUUUCUGAGCCGCUACUGAAAGACUUUCAAGAAGCAGUGGAAAAUGGCAUCAGCAGCUCAUAUCUGCAAGGUCCCCUGCUGGGUUCCCCCUUGCAAGAUGUUGGGGUUACUGUAAAUUCAGUCAGUGUGCAUCCGGGUACCUCUGUUACAAUGGUGUCUGCCUGUGUUUCCCGGUGUAUGAGUAAGGCACUGAAGAAAGCAGAGAAACAAGUGCUGGAGCCUCUGAUGAAGCUGGAGAUCACUGUGAGCGAGGAGCAUCUGAGCUGUGCGCUGGGGGACCUUGCACAAAGGAGGGGCAACAUUCAGGAAAUACUGAGUCGCUCAGAUAACAAAGUUGUGGUUGCGUAUGUUCCUUUAGCAGAAAUGAUGGGUUACUCUACAGAUCUGCGCUCCUUGACAUCAGGCUCAGCGACAUUUACCCUCGAGCUGUCUAAUUAUGAAGCAAUGAACAUGCAAGAUCAGAACGCUUUACUCAAGAAAAAGGGCUUUGCAUAGUCUGUAGCAUUACCUUAUCGCUAGCCACUGCCCCACUGCUGCUUCCCACCAACAUUCUCUAUUUAUUGUCCUAUUGAACAUAGAAAUACUUUUCCAAUAAAACAGGAAAUACCAUUACCACGUCAAUGUAACAUUUGUACCCCACAUGGACUGAAAUAACCCUACGGGGAGCCGAUUAUCAGCAAUCUGUAUUUAAGAGCUGCCUGCAGGAUCUGACAGCAAGGCGAGUAGCAAUAUAAGGCAGUGGGCUACGGUUUAUGGGACACAACAUGUUUCGGAAGCUCUAACUGCCAGCUGAGGAGCACUCAGAAAUGAUACAGGGGACCUGUCGCCCAGACAUAAAAAGCUGUAUAAUAAAAUUCCAUAAAACCUAAA